Messenger RNA from Populus trichocarpa (black cottonwood), 2537 nucleotides. RefSeq names its product QWRF motif-containing protein 2. NCBI's taxonomy places the organism in Eukaryota, Viridiplantae, Streptophyta, Magnoliopsida, Malpighiales, Salicaceae. Gene Ontology annotation, cellular component: cytoplasm; centrosome; nuclear microtubule. The transcript has 6 exons. Gene Ontology annotation, molecular function: microtubule binding. The record is from RefSeq and is a predicted model, not a curated record. Bases 309 to 2255 code for a protein of 648 amino acids. Gene Ontology annotation, biological process: centrosome cycle; spindle assembly.
CUAUAUUCACAUUUAUUAGAAAAAAAAAUUGUAGGACGACAGUUAUGCUCCAAAAUCUCGCCUCCAGUUAAACGACACCACCCUCUCUACUAUCACGCCGGGAAACGGUAACGGUCAUAAAAAAACUCCCCGGUCAAUUUUUGUUUCUCUCACACUCUCUCUAAAUCCACUCUCACUCACUGAUUUAUCUCCUUAAUUCCCUCUAUAAUUAUUUUUUAAUAAAUUAAUUGUCUGGGUUUUAAACAGAUAUUAGGGUUUCGACGAAGAAUGAUAUCUGAAUUGAAUUUUGAAUUUAUUUUCUCACGACAAUGGUAACUGCAGUUUCAACACCGAUAAACCCCAAAACGAGAUCAACAGCAAGAACAACGCAAAACCUAAACCCUGCAAGGCCUCCUUUAUUACCAUCAGACCCUGACAAUGCUCUCGCUCCUCGCCGUCCCAAAUCCCGGGAAGUCAGUUCUCGCUACUUGUCAUCGGCAUCGGCAUCCUCUACUUCAACAUUUAACCGGUGCGCAUCACCGUCAAUUUCACGACGAACGGCCAUGAUGACUCCAACUCCUUCCGCUGCUUCCGCAAUCAAACGGUCACAGUCAUUGGAGCGUAGGCGUCCGGCUACUCCGAGAACUAACUCUCUUGAUUCGAGAAUAGGAAAUGCCAAUUGUGGUGGUGGUGGUGGUGGUGAGAUAACGAAUGCUCAGAGAAUGUUGAUUACUUCAACGAGAAGAUUAUCGGUGUCGUUUCAAGGAGAGUCGUUUUCGUUUCAAGUGAGUAAAGCGAAGCCAACUUCGUCUCCCAGUGCUGUAAGAAAAGGAACACCGGAGAGGCGUAAAGCAACCACUCCAAUACCUACCAGAGGAGCUGAUCAGGCGGAGAAUUCAAGGACUAUGGAGCAACGUCGGUGGCCAGGGAGAUUGAGGCAACAGAAUUCCAUGACUAGAAGCAUGGAUUGUUCUGAUGAUGGGAAGAAAUUAGCUGGAUCUGGAGUCAAUUUGAAUGUUGUUAGGGCAUUGCAAAAUUCAAUGGUGGGCAGCAGCAACAACAACAACAACAAUAUUAUUAGGUCUUCAAUUGAAAGCAGAUUGAGCUCUGACUCUAGUGCAAUUGAAUCCGCAAAGCCGUUGGAUGUUAACGGAUCUGCUGUGCAUAGUGAGCAUCGUUUGGCUUCUGAUACUGAGAGUGCAUCAUCUGGUACUACUUCAGAGAGUAGCAGUGGAAAUGCUGUUGGUGUCGGAGGACAAGGGGAGCGUGGAGCUCGUGGAUUAAUUGUGCCGGCAAGGUUUUGGAAAGAGACUAAUAGUAGAAUCAGGCGGCAACCAGAGCCUGGGUCGCCAGGUUCUCGGAAUGCCGGACUAAAAGGACCUACACCUGCUAAACUUAUUGCACCAAAGAAGUUUGGAGGUGAUAGUCCGGUAUCUUCUCCAAAAGGAGUUGUUAAUAGUCGGGGACAGUUGUCUCCUAUACGUGGCGGAGCGUUACGGCCUGCAUCACCUAGUAAGUUUGGGACAUUAUCAGGAGCUUCAUUGUCUCCUAUGAGGGGAAUGAGUCCUUCGAGAGUGAGGAAUGCUGUGGGAGGUGUUGUCAGUAGUAAUUUGAGCAAUGUGAGUAGCACCUUUUCAAUUUUGAGCUUUGCAGCUGAUAUUAGGAGAGGGAGGAUUGGGGAGAAUCGGAUUGUGGAGGUGCAUUUGUUAAGGAUUUUGCAUAAUCGGAUGUUGCAAUGGCGUUUUGUCAAUGCCAGAGCUGAUUACGUUUUGUCAGCCCAGAGGUUGAAUGUAGAGAAAAGCCUGUAUAAUGCACGUGUAACAACAUCAAAACUGUAUGAAUCUGUUAGAGCAAAAAGAACAGAGUUACAGUGGCUAAGACAUAAUUUGAAGUUGAUUUCCAUCCUCAAGGGGCAAAUGCUAUAUUUAGAAGAAUUGGCAUUGAUUGACCAGGAUUACUCCCAUUCUUUAUCGGGAGCCAUUGAAGCUUUGCAGGCUAGCACACUCCGUCUGCCUGUUGUUGGUGGGGCAAGGGCAGAUGUCCAGAACCUGAAGGAUGCUAUAUGUUCAGCGGUUGAUGUGAUGCAGGCAAUGGCAUCCUCAAUUUGCAUACUGUUAUCCAAGGUUGAGGAAGUAAACUCUUUGGUGGUGGAACUUGAAAAGGCAAGUCGGAAGGAGUGUAAUAGGCUUUAUCAGUGCAAGGAUCUAUUGUCAACCAUUGCAGCCUUGCAGGUAAAAGAAUGUAGCCUGAAAAGUCAUAUUUUACAGCUAAAAUGAGUGCCUUCCAGCCUGACAACACAAGUGUAAAAAGCUCAAAUCACUUAACUCCUUCCCUAAUGCUAACAAUAUCAAAUCAAACCCUUUUAUCCUCCGAUUCAAGGAACUGAGAGGAACUAAGAAAGUAUUGAAUGGACAAGCAAAAGGUAGCUAUUUUGUACGCGUAGUUUCAAAGUCAGAUUUAGAUUGUAUUUAGGUACUUCUCUAUAGGGCAGAGUUCAUCGUAUGUAAAUAUAUACAAUGAUAUUUUCAAUCUCUCUCUUUUCCUGGUUUCCUCUUCCA